Desarmillaria tabescens is the source of this 972-nucleotide messenger RNA. RefSeq lists its product as uncharacterized. Lineage: Eukaryota; Fungi; Basidiomycota; Agaricomycetes; Agaricales; Physalacriaceae. The transcript has 6 exons. The coding region runs from base 1 to 972 and encodes 323 amino acids. The record is from RefSeq and is a predicted model, not a curated record.
AUGGCUACCGCUCAGACCAGCAUCCCGCCAGACCUUACCGAUGCCGAUAAAGCCAUUAUAUUCCAAGUCCGCGAUGAAGAGUUGAACUCAACAGUACUCUACUCUCUAUUGAGCGGCGUAUACACCGGUGUUGUUGCUAUCACGUUGUGGAGCAUCUUUACGAACAAGGCUCAGCCUAUCCGACGAUCCAUGGCCCUCGUUGUAGUCCUCCUGCAUAUUGUGACAAUGCUCAACUUUGGGUUCGUCUGGUCAUACAUCAGCUCUAUGUUCAUUCGCAAUGGCUCGAACUUCUGGACCGAAUACCUGUUUUGGAGCAGUUCCAACGUGAUGUUAGAAGUGGGGAUAGGUACCACAGGCAUUGUGUGUACCAUCCUUGCAGACUCCACCAUGAUUAUCCGCUGUUGGAUGGUAUGGGGACGCAGGUGGCUACCUAUUUUACUUCCAACCUUUGUUCUCACUGCCGCAAUCGUGUUCAAAAUCAUCGCUACAUACAAAUUAAUCACCGAUCCCGACAACAGUUAUUAUCUGUUUUUCAUCCUUUAUACGUCUUUUGUCCUUGCAACGACCUUGUGGUGUACAUUGCUCAUCGUCUACCGCAUCAUCGCCGUUGCACGAGCAGGAAGAGAAACAGGGGGUGGGCCCAGAGCUUAUCGCAAUAUUAUUGAGAUCCUGGUUGAAUCGUCGGCUCUUUAUUCCGUAUCCUUGAUCUUAUACGUGGUUUUUAUUGCUCGGGACUCUCUUGCAUCGGGUUACUUUGAUGUCCUGGCAGGAAUCGCAAGGGGAGUCGCUCCGACACUUCUCGUUGGACGCGUCGCAGCGGGCCACUCACGUCCAGACGACUCUUGGAAGGGAAGCGUAAUAUCGGGUUCGCUUCGCUUUGGGUCACGUCCUGGGGGUCGACUCUCUCGGAGUCAGCAGGAUUCCAUGAUGAGCGACGACCUCGAAGCACAACACGAGGGAGACGGUAAUUGA